Messenger RNA from Lepisosteus oculatus (spotted gar), 2271 nucleotides. RefSeq names its product aquaporin 10b (gene aqp10b). Gene Ontology annotation, biological process: glycerol transmembrane transport; water transport. Gene Ontology annotation, cellular component: plasma membrane; basolateral plasma membrane. Gene Ontology annotation, molecular function: glycerol channel activity; urea transmembrane transporter activity; water channel activity. The record is from RefSeq and is a predicted model, not a curated record. Lineage: Eukaryota; Metazoa; Chordata; Actinopteri; Semionotiformes; Lepisosteidae.
ACACUUACACAUGGAAACCUCCCACACACACACUUACACACAGAAACCUGCCUCACACACCCCCAGCAGUCCAUAAAUACUCCGGAGCGCCGAGCUGCUGUUCUGCUGGGUGUCCGGGGCUCCAGGGGGACAUGGAGAAGGUACAGAGACUGUUCCAGGUACAGAACCAGCUGCUCCGGCAGUGCCUGGCCGAGCUGCUGGGGACCUACGUCAUGAUGAUGUUUGGCUGCGGUGCAGUCGCCCAGGUGACGACGAGUGGUGAGAAAAAGGGUGAUUUCCUGUCCAUCAACCUGGCUUUUGCCCUCGGUGUCACCUUUGCUGUACACGUCUCUGGAGGAGUGUCAGGAGCCCAUCUGAAUCCUGCGGUGUCCCUGAGUCUUUGUGUUCUGGGCAGGCACCAGUGGAGACGCCUUCCACUGUACAUCCUCUCCCAGGUGACGGGGGCCUUCCUUGCCGCGGCAACCAUCUAUGUGGUCUACUACGAGGCCAUCAUGGAGUACUGCGGAGGGAAUCUCACAGCGACUGGCCCAAACGCCACUGCUGGCAUUUUCGCCACCUACCCCUCGUCCUACCUCACCCUCUGGAACGGGUUUGUGGACCAGGUCAUAGGCACUGGGAUGCUGUUGCUGUGUGUUCUGGCUCUGGGUGAUGUCAAUAACAGCCCAGCCCCCCCGGGUCUGGAGCCGGUGUUGGUGGGAUUGGUAGUUCUGGCGAUCGGCAUCUCCUUUGGGAGUAAUUGUGGGUACCCCCUGAACCCCGCCCGUGACCUGGGGCCCCGACUUUUCACCUACAUUGCUGGCUGGGGGAGCGAAGUCUUCACGGCUGGGGGAGGCUGGUGGUGGGUGCCUCUGCUGGGCCCCCUGGUGGGCGCGCUGACAGGCACGGCACUGUACCAGCUGCUCAUCGAGCUCCACCACCCCGGGCCGGGGCUCGGCUCGGGCGACACCGCCAGCGGGCAGGCCCCUCCCCCGGAGGAGGCAGAGCUGGGGCUGCCGGGCGAGAAGGGGGACGAGAGGCAGGACGAGGGCGAGGCCUGCGUCACCCACCGCCUCUGAGCUCCCCUGGGGGAUCAGCGGGGCUGCAAGCAGGGGCCCAACGGGAAACACCUGCCACAGGGAAGAGCUCUAUUCAUCAGCAGGGCGCACCGCCUCUGACCGGGGCCAGACGGCCAACAGCAGCGCAGGACCGCUCCUCUUCCUCUUGAGCCAUCAGGAGGUGUCCCUGCCUUGGCGGUACUCUUGCUCUCCCCUGGCUCUGAUAUCGACUGCGAUUCCUGCCCGAGAUCCCCAGAUCCCGAGAUCAGUGGAGCCGUGGAUCCACCAGCACGGAUCUAAAACUGCGUAGGGUCGGAGUCUGAACAGAGGAGCAGGUCGGCCAAUCCCAGGCGCCUCCUGAAGCCCAGCUGUGCCCAGUCGCGCAGAGACACUGGUUUCCUAGUGCAUCAUGGGAUACGGGGGGGGCACGACUUGUCCUGUAAUCUGGCACCUCCCACAGCGCCUAGGCAGGCCGCAGCCUUUCAGAUUCUGUUCACAUCGCCUGAAGAUGGAGCACAUCAGUGCCACAUCAGCGGCUGCGACGUUUUAUUUUUUGUUUUUGUUCAUUUUGAAUAAUUCUGCAUCUUGCCUCCAGUGAUUCUCCUCUUUAGUUACACCCCCGCGCCGUGUGGUCUCGCAGGCCCACGCCGGCUCAGCCCUGCGCGACUCGACUCUGCAGGCGCGGCGCGGUGGGCCCGAGUCCGCUCCGUGUUCCGGCGAGCGGGGACCCGCCGUACCGAGGCUCGCCGCUAGAGGGCGCCAGCGCGCCAAGGAAACCCGGGUUGGGGGGGGGGUUUACAGCCCCCGGUAUCCGACUCGGCGUAGAAAAUGCGUUUCAACACUGGACUGAGGAUGGAGGACAGCAAUCAGCAGCCAGCCGGUCACAGAAGGGCGCGCUGAUUUAAUAAAAAGUCUUUCAUGGCUUUAGCUGUCUGCAUCUGACUACGCUGCCACAGGUAAAACUGCAGAUGCUGCGUGCACACUGUUCUACAGUAUUUUAUUAGACGUCUGAGACACUAUUCUACAGUAUUUUAUUAGACGUCUGAGUUUUAUAGAAAAGCUAUUUCCACGUGAUAUGUGGUGAAUACCUUCGUCUCGUGACCUUAUCCCGGAACUCAUUAAUUUACAAAUAAUCUGAUAUCCAAAUAUCAAUAGAUAUGUUAUAUACCUCAAUACUGGGCCCCUUGCUCUUCAGCUUUUACAUGUUUCCACUUGGUCAGCUUUUAAGAUCACAUGG